UUGAAUUCUCGCGAGAUUACCAGACCGGAAGAGACGAAUUCGAAGGUCGGGACGUAAACAUGGCAGCCCGCAGUAUGCUGAGGUCUGCCUGGACCUCUUUUUCGGGCUUGAAAUUAGGUGCCACGGCCACCAACGGGAGGGUCCAACAGAGGAUAAAUGUCCCCCAGAUACCGGCUGUAGUCCUCCAGAGCCGAGGGAUCCGCCAAGUGGUGGAGAUGCAGGAGGGUAAAACAACAAUGAUUGAGGGACAAAUAGCGGACGUCCCAGCAGGACCACAGCCUCCAAACCCCUCCGCCAAGUGUCCCAUCUACAGAUGGAACCUGCAGCACAAAUACAACUACACGGACGUCCUGCUGCUUAGUCAGUUCAUCAGGUCAGACGGAGGGCUGCUGCCAAGGAGAAUCACUGGUCUCUGUCCAGAGGAGCAUCGCAAGAUUGCCAUCUGUGUUCAGAUGGCUCACAGAGCAGGUCUGCUCCCUGACCACAAACCCAAACUUCCAGAGGGCCACGUCCCAAAGAGGCCCAAGCCACAACUUAACAGAUACCUCACCCGCUGGUCCAUUGACACGGUGAAACCAAUACAUAGAACUGGACUAAAGUGGUGUAAGAAGCGCAUGGCUGUUGGCCACCCAGUACUCCAGGACAAUGUCCGUUACGGCGUCAAGUCCCUUAAUAUACAACACUGAAGGACAGAAGGCCUGACGAAUCGGUACAGCAUCUAGAUGAGAGUGGGUGGGCCUUUUUUUUUUCUUUUUUUUUUUGUAAAGAUGCAUUUUCAAGUGGAUUUACUUUUGUCAUACCACCCUGGGAGAGGGGCCUAAUAGCUUCAUCCAUCUGUAUGUAUUCUACCUUUUUUGUUUACCAAGCUGCGUCACCCUUUUUAAUGAAGCAUUCUCAGCCCGACCCAGAACCAUCUUUUCCGUCUCUGCUGGUUUUCAAAAAAAAGCCCUUGAAGUGAACUCUGUGACAACUUAAUGUGAGCAACAAAUGGGACAGUGUAACAGUUUCAAAGUAGGUGGUAUGUUGACUGUGUAUACUCAAGGCACCGCAGAUGUGCAAAUAAAAUGUGUCUGUUUACUCUGCCUCUCAACAUGUG
Messenger RNA from Anoplopoma fimbria (sablefish), 1096 nucleotides. RefSeq names its product mitochondrial ribosomal protein S18A (gene mrps18a). Gene Ontology annotation, biological process: mitochondrial translation. Gene Ontology annotation, molecular function: small ribosomal subunit rRNA binding; structural constituent of ribosome. The record is from RefSeq and is a predicted model, not a curated record. NCBI's taxonomy places the organism in Eukaryota, Metazoa, Chordata, Actinopteri, Perciformes, Anoplopomatidae. The transcript has 6 exons. Bases 60 to 686 code for a protein of 208 amino acids. Gene Ontology annotation, cellular component: mitochondrial small ribosomal subunit; ribosome.